GCCACUCGUGGAGCUCUGGUCUCACUCCUGCUGGAGCUCACACCGAGACUCGAAGAUUUUCACUUUCGCCUGCCUGACACGGAUAGGGGUUUGGAUAUCCACCUUCGACCCAUUCAUCCCCUUGAGCUGCCACCGCCAGAUGAUUGGCUGUCCUCUCGAUGGUUACUAUCCCGUCGGAUUCGAAACUUCCCUACGAGUCGCUCAAGAGGCUGGUCUUCAGCUGCUGGGAAACUGAUACCACACUUGACCGAGUUGCGCCCAUCCUAAAGCUGGCAUCUAAUCUGAAAAUCUUACACUGCCACUCUUACACUCAGACCAGCGAUCUUUUCAGCGCCUAUCUAGGCCGUGAAACCCCGGCCGCACCGCCUCCACUAUGGCAUCUCACCGAAUUAGUCCUUGUGGAUUCCCACAUGGCGGCUAGUUCGUUGAGAAAUCUCCUGAACGCAGUAGGGCCUAACCUGUCCAAGGUCAGAAUCCGACGAUGUGCGGACCCGCACACUGUCUUCAGUCCAGAUGAGGUGGUCAAGGUCGGUGACGUCGUUACCGUGCUUCGCCCGUGGAGCCACGUGCUCAGAGAGUUAAGGUUUUCCGUGUUCUGCGAGAAUGGUGACGAGUACGCAGUGGUUCUCUCAACCACCUUGCGAAACGUGUCGUCAUUGCGAGAUUUCAGCGCGCUUGAAGUCUUAGUGACAAGGGCGGAAUACUUCGGCUUCUAUGGAAGAGAAGUGCGAGACGAAGAGGAUGCGUUGGUAUCGAGCCUUCCGCCUUCCCUGCGGUACCUUAGGCUUUACGCCAACGCCAACUCGCUCAACUUUCUCCCCUCUGCGCUAUGGGACUUGUCCGAGGCUUCGAAGAGAGGCCAGUUCAAACAUCUUGACCCCAUUGAGAUUGGUUAUGUAGGCGUUGACGAACUCGCGGAUGAGCCGGGGUCAGAAGCGGAAAUUUUCUAUGAUCUCAACGGAGUGUGGUGGGGCCUCGAUUCUUGGACAUUCAGUGUCAAUCGCUAUUCAUUUUGGGAAGAUUGGCAUUAUUCGAUAUUUAUGUAACUGAUUUCUUUCAAUCCCCUUCUUCUAGUGCGUCGUACAAACUGCACAGUGCAAGCUGAUAGCAUACUAGUCCUCUACAAUGUUCAACCUGAAGUUUUGGUUCAUACAAAGUUCCGCUGCGCCUGCUUACAAUGACGCGUACAUGUAGUUCUGUGGCUGUGUUUUGGCCCCUUAUAUCCUGUUAGAGGUUCUUGUUGUUUUAUACCUGCUUGGCGUAGUGGAGAGAGCGCCCCUUUUAGCCCCCAAAAUCACAGCAUUGUCAGCAACCAGAUUAGCCUGGGCACAAAGAGGAUUC
Canariomyces notabilis is the source of this 1341-nucleotide messenger RNA. RefSeq lists its product as uncharacterized. The record is from RefSeq and is a predicted model, not a curated record. Lineage: Eukaryota; Fungi; Ascomycota; Sordariomycetes; Sordariales; Chaetomiaceae. Bases 159 to 1046 code for a protein of 295 amino acids. The transcript has a single exon.